Messenger RNA from Saccostrea echinata, 1062 nucleotides. RefSeq names its product multiple epidermal growth factor-like domains protein 10. The transcript is spliced from 6 exons. Bases 1 to 1062 code for a protein of 353 amino acids. The record is from RefSeq and is a predicted model, not a curated record. NCBI's taxonomy places the organism in Eukaryota, Metazoa, Mollusca, Bivalvia, Ostreida, Ostreidae. Gene Ontology annotation, molecular function: scavenger receptor activity.
AUGAACACCAAAAGCAGUAUUUUGACAAAGUCAAAACCACUUACCCCUAUUGAAGUAGGAGAUAGUAUUAGAUUUGAACAGGAUGACAAAACUUGGAAGUCUGCUACUGUGCUUUCAAAAGUGGAUGAUAGGUUAUACGUCAUCAAUGCCCCUAAUGGAGAUAAGUUAUCAGAAGGUAAAAGAGCCACACAGUCCACAACAGCACCAUGUUAUCCUCCCUGUGGUGCAGAUAAAGCUGUUGAUGGCGACAGAAACACGUGUAUGAAGGACACCGCUAUAGGCAAAAGAUCUCCAGAAAAAUCCGUAUGGUGGACCGUAGACCUCGGUGGAAAUCACAGUAUUUACAGCAUCAGUAUAGAUUUCAAAGACUAUGGAGUCUACGAGAAUAGACAAAGAAGCCGCUUUGCUGGAUUUUCUAUCUAUAUAUCCAACACACCUAGUAGAGAGGGCAGUAGCCUCUGUUACAAGAACACACUUCCAUUACCUCCCUUAGUGUUUAAUACAACAUGUAUUGGAUAUGGUCGUUACGUCAUCUAUUACAAUGAAAGACUGGACGGAGUUACAUACCCUGAAGAAUACGAAAUUUUAGCUGCUAUUACUGAGUUGUGUGAAGUUAAAGUACAAGGUUGUUCAAAAGUAGGAGUUUAUGGAAGUAACUGUAGCACACCUUGUCCAAUCAAUUGUCAAGAUGGGAGUUGUAACAUUGUCAACGGAUCAUGCCUGGGGUGUGCGCCUGGAUACAUCGGACAAAAUUGCAAAGACGAAUGUGUAUGGGGUCGCCACGGCACAGAUUGUAAAAGACAUUGCUCAGGACAUUGUAAAGGAAACAUUUCAUGUAACCAUGUGACCGGAAUUUGUGAUGGAGGGUGUGCAGCUGGAUGGAUGGGGAAGCAGUGCGAUCAACAUUGUCUCAAGGGAUUCUUCGGACAAAAGUGCGAGGAACAUUGUAGUACAAAUUGUAUCAAUAGAAUAUGUGACCAUAUAACUGGGGCCUGUGUCAAAGGAUGUUUAAAAGGUUACACCGGAAUGAGAUGUUCCAACUGUAAGAAAAUUAAAAGAUAA